CUUGUUUUCGUACGAAUAGAAAACGUUCGAAAGUAUGCCUCAUUCGUAUCCUUGGUUUCGUACGAAAGAAAUCUAUCCAUUCGAACUUUCGAACAUCGUUCGUUCGAACGAAUUGUCCUAUCCUUGUUUUCGUACGAAAGUGUUUUUUCGCCUGUCAGUCAAACGUUAAUGUUGGGUUGCGAAUCAGACGAAGCGUAGAAGAAAAUUCAAUCGAUGUUUACGUUUUUGUGGUUUAUUCAGGUGAUGUGGUAUGUAAAAGUUCAUUUUCUUUUAUGUUUAAUUCUGAAAUUCUAUGUGAUGUGCUUUAAUGUUUAUUUGAAUUACAGUGAAAAAUUGCUGUAGAAGCAGAAAGAAAGACAUUUCCAAUAGAAUAUUUCAACUCUAAAACCUAGACGAAACAGAACCUGGAUAGAACAAUGUCGAAACCAUCGAAAUCCAAAAGCACAAACAAGGAUCAAUACAGCCGACUGGUUGAUCUCUUGGAAGAGCAGCCGGAUAUCGCGAAGGGUUUCGCGAAAUGCAAUGCUUCUCCCUACUGGAAUUCUGUGGCAGCCGAGUUGAACAGUCUUGGGCCACCAACUAAAGAUUCAACUGCGUGGAAAAAGGUCUGGUUCGAUUGGAAAUCGAACACGAAACGCAAGCUAGCCCACAACCGUCGCGAGCAAUUUGCUACAGGUGGGGGUCCUAGUAAGUUUAUUGAACUUACUGCGCUGGAGGAACGAGUUGUUGUUCUUGCAGGACUUGCUCCAGCAGUUGAGGGCAUAGCCGACACUUGCAGUUUCGGGCUAGAACCUAGCGCAAAUCAAUCAAUUCAUGACAGUGGGGAAUCUGCGUCGAUUGAAGAUAAUCGAAUUCCGGAGGAUAGAGCCAAUGAGAAUAAUGAGACGCAUACAUCGAAGAAGAGGAGGACAUCAAUGCACACAUUGCUGGAGACACAAGUGCAAAACCAAGCAACGUUUCAUGACUCGGUCACCAAUAUUCUAAAAUGCUUUGAAAAAAAAACUGCUGAUUUGGUUCAUUAUAACAGACAGAUUUCGAAACAGUUAGAGAACAUAAACGAAACUAUCAACAAUGUGCUGAUGGAAAAUCAGAGGCACAAUCUGGAAUUAGAGAGAAUUAAUCUGGAAAAACUGAAAAUUAAAAAAAGGAUUCUUGAGAUGGAAUUAAGCCGUCUACAAUAGACAUUUCGAUUUUAAAACAAAUGUGAAUGUAAUGUAAUGUGAAUGCUAAGCUAUGUUGUAAUUUAAUGACAUGAAUUUUAAAAGUAUAUAUUGUAAUGUGAAUAUAUUACAUUUUCGAAUGUAAUAGUUAAAAACUACUCGAAAAAUUAGAAGUGCGAUAUCGAAAAUUUAAAUAAGGUUGUACCUUCGUGAGAAAUUAUCACAUGCAAAUAAAAAAUACAUAAUUUCAAAACUACAUUUAUGUAAGGUCUACUUAUUGCUUUGAUAAAUAUAAAAUUCGAACACCAAUCUUUCAGAGUACCAAAAAUCGAUUCUUUGUAGUGUCUUAUAAAAUAUACAAGUACUAGUGUUUGUUAUAAUUUUUAAUAAGAUGCUGAAGAUUUCAUUUUGAUUCGUGUCGCCGUUAUGGUUUUCUGAUUGUUCAAAGCUUUGAUAGCAUUAGUGACGAACCUGAUCGAGUUAAAACUACACAGUUCGAUUGACAAACUAAGAAUCAUUUUUAUUUCCUGUCUGAGCUAUAAAGAUACAGUUCACUUUUCAAUGCUACUUAUAUUAAACAAAGUGGCCUAUUGUCCUAGAUCGGUCAAGUCAAUGAACAACAACACACGUUAAAUAAGUAAUGCUAACAUC
Messenger RNA from Toxorhynchites rutilus septentrionalis, 1811 nucleotides. RefSeq lists its product as uncharacterized. Lineage: Eukaryota; Metazoa; Arthropoda; Insecta; Diptera; Culicidae. Gene Ontology annotation, cellular component: nucleus. The transcript is spliced from 3 exons. Bases 417 to 1181 code for a protein of 254 amino acids. The record is from RefSeq and is a predicted model, not a curated record.